ACGGAUAUCUGUGAGUAUGCCACUUCUCUAAAAACCGACAAGGACUUUCUUUUCGGCAGCUAUCGAAAUGUAUAAACAGAAAGAAAGAAGGAAACCCGCGUUUACAUAGCAUUAUUAUUAUUAUUGGGGCUUGCUGUGAUGUCGCAUGUGGCGGACUUGGAGGAGAGGAGCGCCUUCUUCAUCGGCGCGGAUGCGGCGGACGGCGUGUCGGAGGAGGAGGGAGAAGAUGAGGACCAGGACCAGGACCAGCAGCACGAACUCAUCCUGCAGAAAGGAAACGCGCUGGCGUCCAGAGACUGCCUGAAGGAGGCCAUAGACUGGUUCUCCGCGGCCACGCGUUUCGGCCCCGUCAAGCCCGAGCAGCUGAGCACUUUUGUGGACUGCAUCCUCCGCAACUUCAGGAGGAAAUCCCCGCCCGGCCAGGCAAACACCGGGGCCGAGGCCGGAGCCCCGGCCUCGGCCCCGGUGUUUGACUGCCCGGGCUGCAGGGGGUUCCUGGCGGAGCCGGCCACGGCCGCCUGCGGACACUCGUACUGCCGGCGGUGCGUGCGGCGGCGGCUGCUGGCCCGGUGUCGGCUGUGCGGGGAGGCCGUGGCCGCCGGGCACAAGGACAAGCCCAACGUCGCGCUGUGUGCGCUCCUGGAGAAAUGGUUCCCGGACGAGCUGGAGAAGUCCAGAACCCUGAGUGAAGUGGAGGCGAUGUGUAAAAGAAAACGCUACAAAGAAGCCGUCUCGUUGGCGACUGAGCUUAUCCGAUCAGAUCCACAUAGGACGGCAGCUCGACUGUCCCGAGCAGAAGCGUACACGGCUCUGAAACAGUAUCGGCUAGCUCUGGAGGACGCAGAGUUUUGUUCCCGCUCUGGCUGUUCUGUUGAAGCUCUGUUCAGGAAGGCGAUGGUGCUGCAUGAAAUGGGUCAGGUGGACGAGUCUCUUCAAGUCUUCCUCACUUGCCUAACCACUGACGAGGACUUCCCCGGUGCUAAAAGACAAGUGGAAAAGAUCUUGUGUGACCUCCUCUCCCCGGCUGACGAGAACGUCAAGGUUGGCCUGAGGGAAACGACGCAGAACACGCUGCCUCAUCUACGCAGUAAAGCCCUCGUGGCAGAGGCCCAAGCUCAGGCCCAGAGCCCGGUACAGACACAACAACAACAUCAUCAGGGCCGCGCUGCAUCUGCACAUCACGUGGACAACCAGGAGAAACGCUGGGAAAGUCUGGAGCGUCCCGGUCUGAGCCGAGCACAGUCGCUACGAAUGCACGGCUCCGUCAGCGGGGAGGAAGGCCUGAAGAGAGUGAGCUCCGCUCCUCAGCUGGGCGACCAGGACAAGGGCAGCCUGCUCAAGAGAAAGCUGUCCGUGUCGGAUAUGGAGUCUUGCGUCGUGGACAGUGGAAGUAGCAAACACAAAAAGCAAGGUGUGGCAAAAAGCUCCAGACAGCAAACGGCCAAAGCAAAAGCCUGCAGAAGUGUUCCCGAGAGCCUGCUGGAUCCCAACGACCUGGAGUGCUCCCUCUGCAUGAGAUUGUUUUACGAGCCCGUGACCACACCGUGCGGCCACACCUUCUGUAAAAGCUGCUUGGAACGCUGCUUGGACCACAAUCCCCAGUGUCCCCUCUGUAAAGAGAGUCUGAAGGAGUAUCUAGCGUGCAGGAAGUACCGGGUGACGGCUCUCCUGGAUACGCUGAUCAAACAAUACUGGAGCCAAGAGUAUGCGGAGAGGACGAAAAUUCAUCUCGAGGAGACCAGAGAACUGUCUGACCUGACGAAGAAUGUGCCUAUUUUUGUGUGUACCAUGGCUUACCCCACCGUGCCUUGUCCCCUGCAUGUCUUCGAGCCACGUUAUCGCCUCAUGAUUCGCCGCUGCAUGGACACCGGCACGCGGCAAUUCGGGAUGUGUAUCAGCGAUCCCCAGAAAGGGUUUGCUGAUUACGGCUGCAUGCUGAUCAUCAGAAGCGUCCAUUUCCUCCCCGAUGGGCGUUCAGUAGUUGAUACGAUCGGCGGAAAGCGCUUCCGGAUCUUGUCUCGAGGAGUGAAGGACGGCUACAGCACGGCAGACAUCGAACACUUGGCCGACAGCAGGGUGGACGAUAGCGAUGAACUGGGAAAGUUGCAAGAGCUGCACGAUGCAGUGUACGAACAGGCCCAGGUCUGGUUCCAGAACCUCAAGAUCCGCUUCCACAACCAGAUCCUGCAGCACUUUGGACCAAUGCCGGAGCGAGAAGCUGACAUCCAGGCCACUCCCAACGGUCCUGCGUGCUGCUGGUGGCUCCUGGCCGUCCUGCCCAUCGAUCCUCGGUACCAGCUCUCCGUUCUGUCCAUGACCAGCCUCAAAGACCGCCUGGUGAAGAUCCAGCACAUCCUGACAUAUCUGCAGAGCAUCCCCAGUAACUAGAGCUUCCUCCACCACGAAUCUCCUUUUUGGACUUUGAAAUGGCAUUUAGGAACCGAUUUAGUUCAGCAUCUCAACCUAAAGUCUUGAACUACCAGCUAACUGCAUUAUUUUUUGUUCCUUUUUUAUAGCUAAAAACACACAUCUAUUUUUCUUUGUAUGAAACCUACACGACACGAGUUCAAAUCUGCAAAUCAAUAAAAAAAACAGAGAUAUAACCAAACCACCUCAGGGAUGCUCUCAAUGACGACUCCUUUUAAAAUCUUGGUGGAUAAAAGGACAGAAUAGAAGAACUCUCACCCGAUGUAGUCGUGGAGAAACCGUGAAAAAAACAAGUGACUUGCACUUGAUUGGGACGAUAUUGAAGACGACCGAGAGAUUUCCCGACUGUGACAUCAAGGUACCAGAUUUUUACGACUGGAACACA
Cololabis saira (Pacific saury) is the source of this 2812-nucleotide messenger RNA. It is a transcript of the gene lonrf1, whose product is annotated as LON peptidase N-terminal domain and ring finger 1. Gene Ontology annotation, molecular function: protein binding; metal ion binding. Bases 139 to 2388 code for a protein of 749 amino acids. The transcript has 12 exons. The record is from RefSeq and is a predicted model, not a curated record. Lineage: Eukaryota; Metazoa; Chordata; Actinopteri; Beloniformes; Belonidae.